Molecule: messenger RNA, 2637 nt
Organism: Alternaria postmessia
Lineage: Eukaryota; Fungi; Ascomycota; Dothideomycetes; Pleosporales; Pleosporaceae
Exons: 3
Coding region: 1-2637 (878 amino acids)
Biological process (GO): primary miRNA processing; mRNA processing
Cellular component (GO): nuclear body
Source: RefSeq, a predicted model, not a curated record
AUGGACUCAUAUACGUAUGUCUAUGCAGAAGGAGAUGCGCAAAGUGCGACGCUGACGGAUUACAGUGCUACGCGUGAGGACUCUAGGCCGCCUGCCGAUUCGUACCGACGCCGUUCACCAGGCUCUGGAGACCGUAGGGCAGGCAGGCGACGAUCGCGCUCACCCCAGAACAUCGACCGAUACCAGCCUGAUCGCGCGCGCGAUUACGAUGGACCGCGACGGGACGGCAACCGACGACGCUCUUCACCUCCACCUGUGCAAGCAGGCAUCGAUCGAUACGUACCUGGCCAGGACAACUUUGCGCCGACCUUCACCACCAACCCCGUUCCAAACCCCAUGCACCUCGAAUAUCAGGUCGGAUUCAACUACUUUGCAGAAUGGUGGCGUGUCGAGCAGCUCAUGAAGGAGGAGAAGGAGCGCGCGAAGAACGGCGGACGCAAGCCUGGUCUCAAAGGGGAACGUGAAGCCCGAGAGGAACGUGGCAAAGAGCGCGAGCAGAUUCAAGCCGCAUAUGACGAGUACAAGGAGAAACUGCAGGUACAGAUGGCGAAGACGUUUGUGGACAAGCAUAAGAACGAAGAGUGGUUCAAGGAACGUUAUGACCCAGACUAUGAUCUGGCUUUCAAAGAGAAGCUUCGUCAAUAUCGCCAUGGCAUCUACGAGGAGUGGGAGCGACAGAUAGAUGAGGGCUACUUUGAUGAAUUCACGUUGGAAGGCAUCUACAAGAAUGAGUCGAACGGUGCCGGCGGAAUCGUUGAGAAAGAGGAGGGCGAAGCAACGGCUGCCAACGAGGUCUUGGGCGUAGGUGAUUUGUUGCCUUGCAAAGGCGGCGAGAUCCGCGAUGAGACCGCGUUCCAGCCUACGCUACUCAUCAAAACAAUCGCGCCUACCGUCAAUCGCGAGAAGGUCGAAGAGUUCUGUAAGGAACACCUGGGAGAAGGCCCUGGCGGCUUCAAGUGGCUGAGCAUGAGUGACCCCAAUCCACUUAAAAAAUGCCACCGCAUUGGUUGGGUCAUUCUCAACCCAAGCGAUGAGCAGCCAAUGGUCAUUGACGACCGUGGUGACGGACGUGACGAGGAGGCUGAAGACGGUACUGUCGAGGACAAAUCUGAAGAUACGCAGGGUCCCCAUACAACCGCUCACAAGGCUCUCGAAGCUCUCAACGGGAAAACAGUCAUUGAUGAUCAACGGGGCAACUUCACCUGCCACGUUGGUAUCCAUGAGCCGCCUGCUGCGCCGCGCAAAAAGGCAUUGUGGGACCUCUUCUCUGCGCCUGAGAGGAUUGAGCGUGAUCUCGAGCUUGCCGAACGACUUGUUAGGAAGCUCGACUCUGAUCUCAAGGCGCAGCACGAGGAAGACUUUGCUAACGUCGAUGGUGUCAGCAAGAUUGAACAGCGGGUUGAAGCUCUGCGGUCGAAAGGCUGGCUGCAGCCCCCAGCCAAUGCCCCGGUUCCUGCCCAGAAAGCGCGCGAUCCCGAGGACUUGGAAGAGGGUGAGGAUGAGACCAUGGAAGACGACGAGGGCGCCUUCGAUGAUGAAGUGGAUGACGAAGAGUUGCUGGCCAAGAAGAAGAAGCUUGAUCUUCUCAUCGAGUACCUGCGACGAGUCUACAACUUCUGUUUCUUCUGUGUUUUUGAGAGUGAUUCAGUUCACGAGUUGAUUCGCAAGUGCGCUGGAGGUCAUCUUCGUCGACCACGCGCCAGCCUUACAACUGCUGCCAAGGCGACUGCGAGAGCCACAGCUACCGGAGAUCUAUUUCCGUACAGGAAGCAAGAGUCUUCUGGUGAUGCUGAGAAUGGUGAGGGUGGUAGCCCAGUGCAAGAGCGGAAGCCUAUGCGGCUGAGCACGAAGAACCAACAACAACUCCAGCGCGCUUUCAACUGGGUUAAAACCUAUGAAGAGAAGCUGUUGCAGCUGCUUGAGCCAGAGAAUGUUGACAUCCGCAAGCUCGGUGGCAAACCUCUGGAGGAGGCCAUCGAGGACGAACUCUCCCGCUAUGUCAAACAAGAGGACGAAUCCAAGUGGCGCUGUAAGGUCCCGGAGUGCACAAAGCUGUUCAAGGGCCAGCAUUUCUGGCAAAAGCACGUUGAGAAGCGUCAUCCUGAGUGGCUCGAAAAAUUGCGUAAGGAUCUACGACUGGUUAACAGCUAUGUUGUCGACCCUGCUCAUAUUGCUCCAUCGCGUAGUGAUGCCAAUAGUAAUGGUCACUUCCCAAUGGGCAACCAUGUCCAGGCUACUGGAACGCCGCGGGGGUUCAACCUGGCCAACAUGAACAUGGCAAUGGCAAACAAUGGCAUGCAGAAUGGGGUGCACCUAGGCGCCAUGUUUAAUCCUGCUAUGGGCGGCACCUGGGACCCCAAUGCUGCCCACGACGACCGCGCCGGCCCCAUGCGACGGGGCGGCCACCGCUUCAACAGCCGUACUGGACCCUACGAUCGCCAACCUCGUGAUGGUCGUCCUCGUCCUGCUGUCAACGGUGGCCGGCUGACACCCCCGCCCCGUGGUAGCCGUCAGGGUCCUCAGCGAUACGGUGAGGGCGGACCUGGCCCUGUACAAUCUGUGCAAGGUCGGUCCAUCAAGAGCUACGAGGAUUUGGACGCGGUUGGUGGGGGUGGCAGCGGAGAGCUCAACUACUGA